CAACUGAUAAAAAUUGACAUCUGGGACACAAUAUAUUUUGCAAAUACAGUUCCGACGUAGAACGUCAAAAUAUGUAUCCACAUUAAUGUGUAACUUUGAGUCAAGUCUUCUAGAAUAAAUAAAAAAUUCUGACACGCCAUGAAGUUGACUCACUUCAGUCUUACAUUUGAUGCUCAAGCAAGAGUUUUUGUGGCAGGAGAUAGAAUAUCAGGAAAUGUCAAAGUUGGCUUUGGGAAGGAAACUAAAAUGAGGUGUUUAAUGUUAUGUCUGGAAGGAAAGGCAAAGUCCUAUUGGGAUGUAAAACAGGGGAAAAGCACCACAAAGUACAGAGCCAGAGAAAAUUAUAUCAGCCAGAAUAUACUUCUGUGGGGAGGUAUGGAUGGAUCUCGAUUGCACCCAGAGGGGUAUGCUACUUAUCCAUUCAACUUCCCUUUGAAUUCAGAUACACCUUCAUCCUAUGAGGGUAAAAGAGGAUAUGUCAGAUACACAUGUAGUGCUAUCAUUGACCGACCGUGGAAAUUUAAUGAAAUUAUAAAAGAACCAUUUACAGUCAUCCAUCAUUUAGACUGCAGCCAACUUCUCAGUGCUCUGAAUCCCAUUUAUGAACAUCGUAAUGAGACAAUAGAAGGUUGUUGUUGUGAGGAUGGCUCUGUGGAGUUGGAUUUAAGUAUAAACAAGACAGCUUUUGUCCCAGGAGAACCUCUUGUUUAUGACGUUACGAUUAACAAUCAAAGUGGCAAUACAAUAUCAGAGUUUUAUCUCAUGUUACGUCAGGUUGCAACUUUUACAGGAUAUUCAGACAGUUUUUUCUCAUCAGGAAAACCUCAUUAUCAUACAAAACAAGAAAACUUUAGCAUGUUCAACCAGGCUGUUCGUGUUAAGAAAAAUUCUAAACAGACAUACAGUGGUGCCUCAACUAUACCUUCAUUGCCACCUUCCAUUCUAGAAGGCUGCAAUAUUAUAAACCUUCAGUAUUUUAUUAUUUUGAAGAUUCCAAGUGGCUGGUCAUCUCUUAAAGUGGAGAGAGAAAUAAUAAUAGGGACAAAGCCAGCUAGGGCAGUUCAGCCGUGUGCACCCAGAAUACCGACAUCCAAUGAAGUUGCACCAUCACAAAUUGAGCUUUCAGUGUUCCCAUCAGCUCCACCAUCAUAUGAUGAAUUACCUCCAUCGUAUGCUGAAUGUGUAUUUGGUGCAGUGGAUAUUCAUGAUGAAGAUGAUGGAGAACAUACAACAACACAUGGAAACUGGGCCCCUGCUUACACUUACUAUAAUUGGAACCAGCAGAAUUAUUCAGGUCCACAACCACAACCAGUACGGCCAGCACCUCCAUCUUAUGAUGAGUUGUGAAAUGGAUUAUUGUUGAAAUGUCAACAUAUAACCUUUAUAGCUUGCUGUUUUCUGUGAGCCAAUGCUCCAUGUUGAAGACCAUAAUUUGACUUAUAAUGGUUUACUUUUACAAAUUGUGACUUGGAUGGAGAGUUGUCUCAUUGGCACUCAUACCACAUCUUUUUAUAUCUAUGUACUUGUUCAGCCUAAAAGAAAUUCCAUAGGAAACUGUGUUAUGAUCCUUGUCAUAAUAUGUUUAUUUCUGUUGGAAUAAACAUUCUAUACCAUUUAUUCUGGAUGACUUAGAUUAUUUAGACAGGCUGUAGAAAACAAAUUUUGCAUUUUUGAUGGGGAAAAGGGGCAUUAAAGACAGUAUCUACCUUUAAGAAAAUUUUCAUUUUUAUUUCUAAUUGUUUACAUUCUCCAUGUACAAGAAUGUGAAUUGGCAUAUGUUUUGAUACUUGUAUAUUCAUACCACUGUAUGACUUUCUUCUUACUAGUAUGCCAAAACUAUAGCAUGUAUAGUGAAAUCUUAAGCAAAUGAACUAUUCCAUUCACUUAUUGAAUCCAUUUGGUAAAUUCAGUUUGUAUACAAGAAUUGACCCAUAGCUUAAAUUAAUUUACAGUUAUUUUCUCUCUUUUUUUUGACAUAAAUGAUGUACAAUUUUGAAGAAUUUUUCUCAAACAUAUGUUUUUUUUCUAGUCAUUAAAUAUUUUAUUGUUUCAAAGAUCAGCUGUCUUGCCAUUUAAAUUUUAUAUCAUAAAACUGAUCAGAUUUAUUAAUUUUAUUUUUAUCUUGCCAAUGUUAAGAGAGCUCUUGGAUAACCCUGUGUCUAUAUCAACAGGGUCUUGGUGGCAGAGUGGUCUAAGUUGUCAAACUACUGUAUCCCUAUUUAGACUGUCAACAUUGAGCUUGUGAGUUGGAAUCAGGUCUUUGCAACUGGCAGGUGUGUUUGACUCCAAUCUCAUUUUCUAGGAUUGUAAGUUUUUCUACUGAAGGACAUUGGUUCUCCCCAGGCACUCUCUCUUCCUAAAAAAAAACUAACUGCAAAGAGAUAGGGCAAUACAUGUAGUCCUGGAAGUGGUGUUUAACACCAAUCAAUCCAUCAAUCAGUCAUAUCAACUUAAUAUGUAUAUAAUAAUAUGCAAUUAUUAUGCAGGAAAUAAUAAAUAUGCACAGCAAUAAAAUUGGUCUACAAAUAAUUAUUGUAGAGGGACCAUAAACCAUUAAAUUGACAUUGCAGGAUCAGUUGCUACAUUUUUCUAUCUUUAGACUUUUACUUUUCUUACAAAUCCAAUUUGCAUAUUGUGAUAAACAAACAGGCAACUUGGUGAAAGGAAUCAAAGGAUGCAUCUUGGUGAUAUUGAUUCAGAUCACUGUGACCUACAUUGAAUGCUUCAUUGAAUUUAAAUUCAGUUUUAUUUGGAUAGUGUAUAUUCCAUAACAAGUUUCAUUUAGUCUUUGGCCAUCAAAAGUCUUUUAAAGCUAAGAUAAGAACUUAUACGUCUAAUCACAAUUUGCUUCACGAAUUGUUUGUUAUUAUAAGAAAAUUUUGUCAAUGUUUUCAAGUAUGAGGGAGCUUUUCUCAACACCUAUCUCCCAUAUAUAGUCAGGAUAUAACAUUUAAGAAUUGAAUGCUUCUUUUUGUAAAUUUAUUGGGGUGUAAAACGUUGACCGAAGUACAUUUUGUAUGAAGCGUGGAAGCGCUUCAUUCUAAAAAUGUACGCACGGUCAACGCUUUACAACCCUAUAAAGUUACAAAAAGAAGCAUUCAAUACUUAAAAUUACAUUUUUAGCUAGGAUCAUUAGAAGUUUUUGUUUAAUUCACCUGUGCACUUUAUUGUGGGACCUCGUGUCAUCGUGAAUGAUAAGUUUUAUUGAGUGAUGCAAAUGCUUACGGAAUAACAUGUGAUGUGAAAUUAGCCAAUCAGAAUAACGUAUUACAAUGAAACAUGCAUCUCAUGUAAUUAUUUUCUGAUGAUUUAUUAUAAGAAUGUGAUAUAUUAAUAUAUGGAUGAUUUAUACAAACUUUCUCGCAUCUGGUGCAAGAAAAUUGGUACUGUUAAUUUUAUUAUGUAUGCAAAAUUUGAUAUUUGUGUUUUAGUCAUCAGAAAUAGAAAUGUAAAAAAUAGAAUAAUAAACUUUGAACCAAUCUUAGAACAGUCAGAAGUUGAAAGAUAAUUCAUCCAGACUAACAAUACUGGUAUUAUUUAUUUCAUUCAAAUGUACUUCACAUUAAUACAUGGAAAGGUGAGUUGAACAUUAUAACUGGCUGAUACUUCUUGUAUGUUGUAUGUGACUGCUAUAUUUAAUGUUGUCUUGUAUAGAAUGGUGCUAGGUUUAUUUCAUUUGAAAGCAUUUGUUGAAAGUGCAUUAUUUUAUUUUAUUGUAGAAAAUUUUAUGCUAAUUGUAUAUACAUAUACAUUUAUGUUUUAGGUAAUUAGAUGAUUACUAUAUUGAAUUUAUAACCACUUAUUAAUCUUGUUAUUUUAUUGGUAAAAAAUGUUGGUAGAUUUAGAAAAUUCUAUUAUCUAUGUAUAUUUUUAUAUGUAUUUUUUUUUAUUUCCUUUAAAGAAAGGGAUAGAAAAUCUUCUUGUUUUCUAAGCCUGUUGUAAUUUAAAAUUUUUCUGUCUUCUGAUAAGCAAUAUACAAACACAAAGUAGAGAAAAUGAUAAAACUAUCAAAUAGCUUAGUAAGAGUAGUAGUCUCUUCCCAAUGGUAUGGUGUUUGCAUAUCUCAAUUACUGUACUUGUACUUUUUUUUCGCGGGGAACUUAUUUUUGUGAAUUGUGUCUUUCAAACACGUUGGCGGGUAUUUAUUUUUCGUGAUUUUAUAAUUAUUGCCUCAGUUGAAAGUUUGAUUUAGAUUCUUGUGUAUUUAUUUUCCCAAUAAUACACAAACCGUGAAAUUUGUGAAAUAAAUACACUGUGAAAAUCAUGGUUAUUAGUAUUUUCUGAAUGGGUUUAUAAGAUUUCAACAUCUGUUAACUGCUAUAGCCUAGAAUUUAGUAUUGAAAUAGUGAUAAAUUGAACAAAAAUUAUAAUUCUUUCAUAAUUAUGGCUAAAUGAUUUCUUCAACAACAAAAAAUACAAUUUACACUUGUAUAGAGGUUAUAUAGAGGGAUGUCUUUCAAGCUGACCUUCACACUAAGAUAUUGACCACAGUUUAAAAUGGCCCUCGAGACAUUUCAAUCUGAUGGCCCAUAUCUUCACCCUAAGAAAUCCAUAUCUCAAGAUGACUGCUGCAAUAUGUUACUAUUUCUAAAAGAAAAUUUGACAUUUGAAUAAGUAAUGGGCACCAUAGUGUAUUAGAUUUUGCCAAGUUAUCAUAAAAACACAAAGAUAUUUUACAUUUAACUGCAUUUAUUACAAUAUAUUUUUUAAUUCAUUGAUUCAUCUAUUUUUUAUCAAAAGACCAGUACAGCACUUUUUUUUAUGCUCAACAUAAAAUAGUUUAUAGGGACAUUAUGUUUUUCUGGUUUCUUUGUUUACUGACCAUAGAAAUGUGAAGUUCUGAAAUCAAAACAUUCACUGGUUGAAUUGUUAGGUAAAGGUUGUUUACUUAAAAUUUAUAGUCACAUCAAAGUUCCCAUGUUCACCAUGAGUUGAACUAUACAAAUCAUAAGGUGUCCUAUUGACACAUUUUCUUGUUAUUAUCUUGUUAUUGAAUUCAUUGAUAUAUUAUUUUAUGGAGCUGUUUUCCGAGUCUUUUCAUGACAUUAUUAUAAUAUAACAAGCAAUGCAAUGUUGUAAGUGAUUUGUAAAAUAAAAAAA
Mytilus trossulus (common blue mussel) is the source of this 5100-nucleotide messenger RNA. Its product is annotated as arrestin domain-containing protein 17-like. Gene Ontology annotation, biological process: protein transport. Gene Ontology annotation, cellular component: cytoplasm. The transcript is spliced from 8 exons. The record is from RefSeq and is a predicted model, not a curated record. Bases 139 to 1347 code for a protein of 402 amino acids. Lineage: Eukaryota; Metazoa; Mollusca; Bivalvia; Mytilida; Mytilidae.